CCCAGCGCCUCCUCCCCUCCAUUAUACAGACUGGGAAAACUGAGGAAGCGACAGCUGACCAAGGUGCAAUGGCAGAGAAGGUGCUGGUAACUGGCGGUGCAGGCUACAUCGGCAGCCACACGGUGCUGGAGCUGCUGGAGGCGGGCUACUCCCCUGUGGUCAUCGACAACUUUCAUAAUGCCAUCCGUGGAGGGGGCUCCAUGCCCGAAAGCCUACGACGGGUUCAGGAGUUGACAGGCCACCCUGUGGAGUUUGAGGAGAUGGACAUCUUGGACCAGGCAGCCCUGCAGUGCCUCUUCAAAAAGCACAGCUUUAAGGCUGUCAUCCACUUUGCGGGGCUCAAGGCUGUGGGCGAGUCAGUGCAGAAGCCUCUGGAUUAUUACAGAGUUAACUUGACAGGGACCAUCCAGCUUCUGGAGAUCAUGAGGGCCCAUGGGGUGAAGAACCUGGUGUUCAGCAGCUCAGCCACUGUGUACGGGAACCCCCAGUACCUGCCUCUGGAUGAGGCCCACCCCACGGGGGGCUGUACCAACCCCUACGGCAAGUCCAAGUUCUUCAUCGAGGAGAUGAUCCGGGACCUGUGCCGGGCAGACAAGGCCUGGAAUGCAGUGCUGCUACGAUACUUCAAUCCCACUGGUGCCCAUGCCUCUGGCUGCAUUGGCGAGGACCCCCAGGGCAUUCCCAACAACCUCAUGCCUUAUGUCUCCCAGGUGGCAAUCGGGCGACGGGAGGCCCUGAAUGUCUUUGGCAAUGACUAUGACACAGAGGAUGGCACAGGCGUCCGGGAUUACAUCCACGUGGUGGAUCUGGCCAAAGGCCACAUUGCUGCCCUGAAGAAGCUGAAGGAGCAGUGUGGCUGCCGGAUCUACAACCUGGGCACAGGCACUGGCUACUCAGUGCUGCAGAUGGUCCAAGCCAUGGAGAAGGCCUCAGGGAAGAAGAUCCCGUACAAGGUGGUGGCACGGCGGGAAGGCGAUGUGGCUGCCUGUUAUGCCAACCCCAGCUUGGCCCAUGAGGAGCUGGGCUGGACAGCGGCCCUGGGGCUGGACAGGAUGUGUGAAGAUCUGUGGCGCUGGCAGAAGCAAAAUCCUUCAGGCUUUGGUGCACAGGCCUGACGACCCUCCCCUACCAUGGACCAGAGAAGGAAAAGAGACACAACUGCCUGCUCUACGGCCUCUGGCAGGACCCCAGCACCCCAGACCUCUGGGGCCAAGCCAAGGCUGCCCCUACCUCAAACCCAGGCUGGGCCCACUCAGCCCACCAGGCAGGAGGCCAAGAGCUCCACUGACCAGGAGCUGGGGUCUCUACUGCUGAUCUCCUGCAGGGGUCAGGAACUCAUCAGGACCACCACCAGUCGGUGAGGAGGCAGGGCUCGGGACCACACCCUCCCAGGCACUGACUUCUACAGCUAUGAGGGAGCUUUCCAAAGUAUUUAAAAUAAAAAUGUUUUCUUACACUGG
Messenger RNA from Urocitellus parryii (Arctic ground squirrel), 1460 nucleotides. RefSeq names its product UDP-galactose-4-epimerase (gene Gale). Gene Ontology annotation, cellular component: cytosol. Gene Ontology annotation, molecular function: UDP-glucose 4-epimerase activity. Lineage: Eukaryota; Metazoa; Chordata; Mammalia; Rodentia; Sciuridae. Gene Ontology annotation, biological process: beta-D-galactose catabolic process via UDP-galactose, Leloir pathway. The record is from RefSeq and is a predicted model, not a curated record.